Messenger RNA from Pectinophora gossypiella (pink bollworm), 2544 nucleotides. RefSeq names its product myogenesis-regulating glycosidase-like. The transcript has 10 exons. The record is from RefSeq and is a predicted model, not a curated record. Gene Ontology annotation, molecular function: hydrolase activity, hydrolyzing O-glycosyl compounds. Gene Ontology annotation, biological process: carbohydrate metabolic process. NCBI's taxonomy places the organism in Eukaryota, Metazoa, Arthropoda, Insecta, Lepidoptera, Gelechiidae. The coding region runs from base 55 to 1968 and encodes 637 amino acids.
CAUAAUACGAGGACGAACGCAGACGCAUCAGUGUCUCGCUGUGCACGCUGCAGGAUGCAGGCCACACUCAUAUUGGUGGCAGUUUUGGGUGCGUGUGCGCAGGCGGUGGACAUCUCGCUGCUGAACACGCCUGCGGUGAAGGCCCGCCUUGAGAACAACCCCUACGGAGGGCUCAACAUUGUAUUCACCAGGAAGGGCCUAACAGAAGUGAUAGCUGUGAUCGGACGCCGCACUGGGGCCAUCAAGGAUGUGGUGCAGGACAGUGACGUGGUGAUACAGUUCGCCAACGACACCACUGUCAGGAUCAGCGUGGAGGAAGUCUCCGGAGCCAGGAGGGGGCAGCUGCUCACCUUCACUUGGGAGGCGCCUAAGAGCGCACGGCUUGAAGACUGUGUCAAUCUUGGCACUAGCCACUGGUACGGGGGCCCGCAGCAGAAGCGACAGUACUGGCCGAUAGAGCGGCUGAUCCUGCCCGACUACUCGUACGUCACCAAGGAGGCCGACAACUGCGGCAUUGCGGAACCCUACUGGCUGAACUCUGAAGGCAUCUUCUACUACUUCGACAAGAAAGUCCCGCUGUUUAUUGAUCAGAACGACUUGGAGAAGAACGCAGCAUGUUUCAUCGCGCAGAUCAAACCGCCGUACUCCAGCAAACGGGAUCGGAACGACCUCAUCUACGCCAUCGGCAUCUUCGAGGACGUCAGACAAGCCCACGAGUAUGCCGUCGAGAAAUACCUCGAGAAACCAACAGGAAUCCCCGAUGAGAGGAUGAUUAAGUAUCCAAUCUGGUCGACCUGGGCGAGGUACAAGAGAAACGUUGACCACGACGUAGUUCUGAAGUUUGCCGAUGAAAUCACCCAGUAUGGUUUCCCGAACAGUCAGCUUGAAAUUGAUGACCUCUGGGAGGUAUGCUAUGGGGCACAGACGGUUGAUGUGACGCGGUUCCCGAAUAUGAAGAAUACCGUGGAUAGUUUGAAGUCGCGAGGGUACAGGGUCACGAUCUGGACGCAUCCCUUCAUCAAUAAAGGCUGCGAGCCGUGGUACUCUGAGGCUUUGAGCAAGGGAUACUUGGUGUCCUCGGAGUACGGAUCGGUGGAGACGAGCUGGUGGAACGACAACGAAACGACAACGGCGUACAUCGACUUCACCAAGCCCGAAGCCAGGAACUGGUACCUGGAGCGACUGAUGCGGCUGAAGAACUCUUAUGGGAUCGACAGCUUCAAGUUCGAUGGUGGGGAGUCUAGCUGGUCUCCGCAGAUCCCGGUGCUUAAAGGCGACAUCAGGGACCAGCCGGGAGUGAUCACCGCCGACUACGUGCGUUCGGUCGCGCAGUUCGGACCCAUGGUCGAAGUCAGAUCCGGUUACAAAACUCAAGACCUGCCGAUCUUCGUGCGUAUGAUCGACAAGGACACCUACUGGACCUUCGAGAACGGACUUCCAACCCUCAUCACGACUCUACUCCAGAUGAACAUGAAUGGCUACAGCCUGGUACUCCCGGAUAUGAUUGGUGGGAACGGCUACAAUGAACCACCGAGCAAAGAGCUGUUCAUCAGAUGGCUUCAAGCCAAUACUUUCAUGCCGGCGCUUCAGUUCUCCUAUGUACCUUGGGACUUUGAUAAUGAGACGAUCGAAAUCAGUAAGAAGUACGUGGCCCUGCACGCCCAGUACGCGCCGCAGAUCCUUGGCGCGGUGCGUCGCGCCGUGACGGAGGGCGCGCCCGUCAACCCGCCCAUCUGGUGGAUCGCGCCCAACGACACUACGGCUUAUGACAUCUGGGACGAAUAUCUUCUUGGGGAGACGAUCCUAGUCGCGCCGGUCGUAGAAAGAGGGGCUCGUGAGCGCGACAUAUAUCUCCCCCCCGGCACGUGGCUGGCGGAAGGGAACCCGGCACGACGCAUGCAGGGCGGCGACUGGUACAAGGACUACCCCGCUCCACUCAACACCCUGCCUUACUUCGUUAGAGUAUAAAUUGUAAACCAUAUUUUACUAAAGAGCUAUGUAUACUUAAGAUUAACUACAUCUUGCCAGCCACAUCACAUUUGCCUAUGCUUCUAUCUAUUUAUGUCACUCAGAACCAAGAUACUGACCCCGCCGGCGUGUGCUGCAUUCAGCGCUUAUCGCUGUCGGAUUCUUUUCUAUUUACUAUUACUAGCCUUGAUCCCACUGUUGGGCAAAGGCCUCCCCAAGUCGCGUUUUUUAGAUGAAUUGCUUCGAUGUGGCCUUUUUAACUCCUGAGCCCUCAGGUCUGUUGUUUUUUGUACCGGGUGAGAGCCUCCAGCGCUCCAUAAACAGCCAAAAGUAUACACUCAGAAACGUCAUUGUCAUUGUUAGAGCGGGAUAACGCGAUCGCACGCGGCUGAACCGACGAGGCGGUCCUAGUCGCACUCUCGGUUCUUAUCUCGCUCUAGCAAAUGACGGUUCUGAGUGACAGAAAAGGAUAGAUGCAUAGAGAUGCGAUGCGGCUGAUAUAGUUCAACGUUUAUGAAUUUCCUACUAUUUACUGUUGCGUGUAAAUAUUGAAAUUAAAUUAUGUUUCUUGUGUGA